Oldenlandia corymbosa var. corymbosa is the source of this 4976-nucleotide messenger RNA. The record is from the annotation of a GenBank genome assembly. NCBI's taxonomy places the organism in Eukaryota, Viridiplantae, Streptophyta, Magnoliopsida, Gentianales, Rubiaceae.
AACAAACAUUGACUUUGAAUUGGUUCCCUUACAAAAAAAUAUCAAAAUGCGGCGUGGAACGGUGGAAGUUCUUUUUCCCCUGGCUUUUCAUCAUGAAGAAGAUAUGCCAAUCGUGGCCAAGGAAUGAAUCAAUUUAAGAACCUCUCGAAAAACUCUUCUCGGAGAUGAGCAUGAAAAUGAAGUACCCAGAUGAUUUUUGUUGGGCAGUUAAUCGAAGUAGAAGUUUAAUAAGCAAAGAGAAAGACAAUUGGAAAUUGAAAUGGUGUUUGGAUCGGGUUACCGAGAAGAAGAUGGUUUCUGUGAUGGCGGAAUUGGAAUUCUUUUGUGUCUUUCUGAAAACAUUUUACUUCGAUGAAUAUGUGCUUAUUACCAAUGACACACAGUUUGCCAUCAAAGUUGAAGCUGCUGCUCAAGAAUUGAAAAUGCUUCUUCAGCAUGAUUUUCUUGAGAUAUUUGAUGGAGCUCUUGAUCAUCUGACUAGUAGUAGGCUAACCCAAUUGGUGCGAAAUGCCCUACAAUCUAAACGUUGGAAGUUUUCUCGAGUUUUCGCCAAUUUAGAUCGAAAGUGUUGUGAUUUGAAGCUAGUUAUCCGUCAAGCUUACGAAGAUCAAAUCCUUGACGCCCUGAAAUUUGUAUCAUUUGCACCAUACAUUUUGGUAGAUAAGUACAGCCCUUUGGAUUGGGGCUUUAUCUGUGAUUCUCUAGACCAGGGUGUGCUAUAUUUGUGUGCCAUGGAGAAAUACUCUUACUUGGGUGAUCAGUUGAGGGAUCAAAUAUAUGCAUUGGUACAAGGACUCAAUUCUGUCAAUUGGCUUCUCACUGAUAAGAAUAUCACUGAAAAGGGAUUCGCUGAUGAUAUGCCGCACGCUUAUUUUGGAGGAAUCAUUGUCGAGUUUGCCCGCCUGUGUUGUUGCUCCUGGUACAAUGAUCCAACAGUUAUGAAUGAGAGCAAGAAACGACAUCUGGCUCUUUUGCUUUCAGACCAUAGCUGCAAACUGGACCUCGAUCCUUGUAAAUUCCUAGAUGCCAUUGUGAAAAGCCUACAACACUAUCCUGAGCAGUCACCAAGCCUUCUUGAAGAGUAUCAUUGGCCAUAUAAACAUUUUUUCCAACAUAUUUUAAAUAUACAAGAUGUGUGUGAGGCCAGCUUGGAACUCGUUGAUGCAUUGGCGUCUCUGCUUCCCCUUCUCAUCAAAUCGCGAGAAAUACAUCACAAGGACAUGGUGGAUGUACCUCGGAUUUUAGCAGCUUUUAGAGAUGUGGUUCUCGAGAUCAGAUAUCUAAAUCAUCUGCAGCAUCAAUGCAAGUGGGAUAAAGGUAAACCUGACUGUGCAAUUUUUAUGAAAAGAGUUCGCUGUCUUGAGCUUGAAAUUGCCAUUCUCCUACUUCCUGAUGUCAAUGAGGGGAAUAAAUCUAUAAGGCUUGAAUAUUAUACUGACAAAAUUCUGAUAGAGAAGGUCAUCAUUGCAUUUCCUAGUGAAGUGAAAUCUUUCUAUCAGUCCUCCUCUAGUACUAAGGAGGACUACUUGGAAGAUAUCAAGUUUGGUGAUUUGCUCUACAAGUGUUUUGUACUUACCUUGGUAUUAGAGGCGAAGACAUGUUUGUCAAAGUUGAAUGAAGAUGGAAGUUUGAUUCUGAUGUUAUUCUUGAAGCACAAGAUUACAUUUCUUCGUGACGGACUCCAAUAUCUGAUAGAUGUAUUUCUCAAGAAGUGGAAAAAGAAUGCAGAGCAGGAUGAGAAGCUGCUCUUGACAGAUUUUGAAGUGAUGGCUACUGAAGUGUUAACUCUAACUAGAGCAUUUGCAGCAAACAAAGAAGAAGCCAAGAAUAUGGAUGCCCGGCUCCUUAAUUUAACUGAUAAAGUUCAGCAAUGGAUAGCAAAGAUCAUAGGGGAUUAUCAAAUUCCAAAGUUUAAUCUCCCUAAGACUCCUGGACUUUGCUUUGUUGGGGGUCCAUUGCAGAAUUUAGAAAGGGUUAGCUGUGAGCAUGAUUCUUUGUGGUAUGUAACAUAUGAAAUUGAAGCUGUUUGCAAAGAUUUGAAGCUAAAAGAACCUAACUCCCAGGAUGUUUUUGAUCAACUUGAAUUCGUGAGUCUGCUUACCCAGCUUGUCAAUGUGACGUACAGAGCAGAACAUCUCUCCGACUUAAUGAUGGAAGAAAAAAAGUAUCUCCCGCAACAUUUUCUGUGGUUUGGUCAUCUGGUAGGAGAAAUUAGGCAAUUAAAAUUGCAGAUUGCAAAUUUUAAAGGGAACAGUGGAUACAGUGAGAGAUCCCAAAUUGUUGUCAGGAGGCUGAUGCCUAGCAUGUCACAGGUUUCUGUUGUGCAAGUUGAUGAAGUUAUGGUUGGCCUCCAGGAUCAGAAAGAAAUGAUAAUUGAUCGACUUACAAGAGGCACACAAAAGCGAGAUAAUGUCUCGAUAGUUGGGAUGCCAGGAGUCGGUAAGACCUCUUUAGCCCAUAAUGUGUUCUGUUGUCCAAGAGUUAUGUAUCACUUUCCUAUUCGCUCAUGGUGUUGUGUUUCGCAAACAUAUAACAAGAGGGACUUGAUGCUUGGUAUUUUAAGCAACAUUAUCACUGACAUGGAUAAUUUUUAUGCAAAGAGCGAUGUAGACUUAGAGUUACUACUCUAUAGAAAGUUGAAGAAAAUUAGAUACCUAAUUGUUCUAGACGACAUGUGGGGUACUGGUGCCUGGGAUGAAUUGAAGAUCUCAUUUCCCGAUGAUUCAAAUGGUAGCAGAAUUUUGAUGACAGGUCGUCUUGAAAUGGAGCUUUCAAAAAUUAAUGAUUCCCAUUUUCUUCAUCCUCUCUCGGAGGAAGAAAGUUGGGACUUGCUUAAGUUGAAGACAUUUGGGAAUGAACACUGUCCUGAAGAACUGUUGGAAGUUGGACAACAAAUUGCCAAAAAUUGCAAAGGGCUACCUCUCUCAAUUUGUGCAAUAGCAGGUAUUCUUGAUGCUUCAAAUAAGAACCAAAUGAUGUGGAAGCAGAUAUCUGAAAGUGUUAGUUCACAGAUACUCAGUCCAGAAAGUCAAUGCAAGAAAAUUUUAGCACUGAGCUACGAUCAUUUACCUGAUCACCUAAAAGCUAGCUUGCUCUAUUUUGGGGCAUUUCCAGAGGACAAGGACAUUCCAACUUGGAAAUUAAAGUCAUUAUGGAUGGCAGAAGGCUUCAUAAGCAAGUGUGAGUUCAAAAGCUUGGAGGAUCUUGCUGAGGAUUACUUAAUGGAUCUAGUUGGUAGAAGCCUAGUAAUAGUGGCGAAAAGAGGAUCAAGCGGCAAAGUGAAAGCAUGUCGAGUGCAUGAUCUAGUACGUGAUUUGUGCUUGUUGAAAGCUGAAGAAGACCGUUUUUUGCAGUUGAUAUCUGGUGAGGAUCAUCCCUAUGCUUCUUUUAAUCGUUUAGAAUAUGGUGUUCACUAUGAGCAUUUCGAUGCAUCAUGUUCCAUAGAAUAUGAGCAGUAUCGACUGUGCUUUUUUGUUAACCGAGAACACUUUGUUCUAUCAAGGCCAUCUGGCCCAUUUGUCCGUUCUCUAAUGUUCGCUGCCACUACUGAUAAGCAUCCCAGAUGCUCCUAUGAUGUCUCCUUCAUCACUACAAGCUUUAAACGCCUUAGAGUGUUGGAUUUGGAAUCCAUUUAUAUGGGAAGCUCUUUUCCAAAUGGAAUAAACUUGCUUGUUGAUUUGAGAUACUUAUCGAUGUUUGGUGACAUGGAAUCUAUUCCACCCUCAUUUUCUGACCUAGAGAAUUUGGAAAGCUUCCUUUUGAAGAGCUUGAAGAGUAAGAUUGUCCUACCAGUCACCAUUUGGAGAAUGAGGAAGUUGAGGCAUCUUCAUGUUACAAGUCAUGCUAUCUUUUCUUCGCCUACAUCACGCGAUCAGUUGGAUGGCUUUGUUACACUUUCAUUGAUGUAUGUUCUGUUGGGGAAAGAAACGAAUGAGAUACUAAUGAAGUUCCCCAAUCUUCAAAAACUGAAAUGCAUAUAUUCUGAACCACCAAAUGUUUCCAUGGAUAUUUGUUUGGUACCUGCUUGGGGAUCACUAGCAAAGUUGGAGUCACUCAAUAUCUCCUACCUCGGCGUGGCUCUUAACAGCGGGGAAUUGAACUUACCCUCAAGUUUAAAGAAGUUGUCGCUAUCGAAUUUUCACCUGUCGUUAUGUCACAUCUCAGCAGUAGGAAAACUCCAGAACUUGGAAGUUCUGAAAUUGAUUUCCUGUGCUUUUGAGGGGUCAACCUGGACAAUGACCGAAGGGGAGUUCCGCGAACUGAAAUACUUGGAGUUAGACAGCCUAAACAUUGUUCAAUGGGAUGCCCGGGAAGAUCACUUACCCCGGCUUCAACAGCUUGUGUUGCGGAAAUGCAAACAGCUAGAAGAGGUUCCUUUUGAAUUCAGUUGCAUCUCAACACUGAAGAAGAUUGAAGUUCAGCUAUGCGAAAGUUGUGUCAUUGAUUCAGUCCGAAAAAUUGAAGAGGAAGGAAUUGAGGGACUCGAGAUUAUCAUCAAUAGCUGCCUUUCAGGUUAAUCAUUAUCAUUUUCACUGUGGUUUUUCUUUUCCCAUGCUACAAGUAAGUCACUGUAAGAAUCAAUUUACGGCAAAUCACAUUUCCAUUUGAUAGAAUGCUUCCACGAGGAUGGAGGUUUUCUAGUAGCUCUUACCCGGGUAUCAACAAUGUCUUGCACAAAAGAGACCAAAUGGUGGCAAAUAGUAUCUAUUUUCAAAGAUUCUUCAAGAAUGAAUGUGUUCAAAAAAAGAAAAAAGGAUUGCAUAUUAUUUACCAUUCGGCCGAGUGAAAGAUUAUAAUAUUUGUGUGUUUUUCAACGAAUAAUGAACAUUCAUCUCUUACCGGUAAUCCCUGGUCUCUUAGUUUAUUUUAAGCAGGUACGUGUUCUUUAACAAAGACUGAACCCCUAUUUUUUCUUUCACAUUUGCUUAAAAUUAAUUUAUCUGGCUCUUGUACUUGAAAAAACAACUUAUUUUUUG